GACAGUAUUUAAGCGUCAUUACUUAACCCUUUAACGACCAGAGAUCCCAUUUGGGAUCUUUAAAACAGCUACUUUCGGGUAGUCGUGGUGAACAAGUUUGAGCUUGUAUGAAAUUGACGCUUUGGCAACUCAUAGCUACACUCCUCUGCUCUUCGAAUCAACCAAUCAGAAGCCACCAGGCCCUCGCACAAAGACUGGAGGGCCUUCGACAGACACCUCAGUCGUGCGCAAGUUGGAAAACAGUCAAGACGUGCCGCAGUAACCUCCAAGUUUCCCCCCCCUCCGAACUUCGUAAUCAUGUUCCAAAGCAGUAUGUUUUAUGGGCAACGCAAUGCUGCAUUGGAGACUCAGGAACGUGUACCAUGGGUAGCCCCUGACGACGCUGAAGGAAGUGAUGUCGACGUGAGCCCUUUGGACAUUGACAGUGAUGAUGACGACCCUACCUACGUUCCUGACGAAGGCCUUACUCAGGACGAUGCCUUUGACCCUCCUAACUCUAGAGCUCGCAAGGUCAAUGUUGUUGUCCCUCAAGCGAUGCCUAUGGAAGAGGAAGGUGAGCCUAACCCUAAGAGGUCUCGUGCUGAUGAAUGGAAGAAGGAAGACAUUGAUAUCCGUGCCCUGCCCAACUUCAUUCAUCAGAAGCCUGACUAUUUGAGGGAACCUUAUGAAUAUUUCUCCCAGUUCUUCACAACUGAAUUGAGGGAACACAUUGUGUAUCAUCCAACCUGUACUCAAGACAGAAGGAUCGACAAUGACCAGGCAGCUGCAUCCCAAGAUCGGUUCUUCAAGGUGAGAGUCCCCUUCACCAAGGUCACCAGAGAGUUCCUGAAAGUUCCUGAGACUCCUAUCCACUCCAUUGAUGAAGUGAUGGUCGCCUAUAAGGGCACAAGGGCUGGUAACCUUCGCCAGUAUGUCGCAAAGAAGCCUGACAAGUGGGGCUUCAAGUUGUUCUGCCGCUCCAGUGUGGAUGGGUUUUGUGGCAUGAUAUUCUCAUGUAACCCCCCAAGGGGAGACAACCUUUGUGAGCCACCAUACUAUGCUAUCUGA
Molecule: messenger RNA, 1047 nt
Organism: Macrobrachium nipponense
Lineage: Eukaryota; Metazoa; Arthropoda; Malacostraca; Decapoda; Palaemonidae
Exons: 4
Coding region: 298-1047 (249 amino acids)
Molecular function (GO): sequence-specific DNA binding
Source: RefSeq, a predicted model, not a curated record